CCGGGGACUCUCACGUAGGCAUCGCAUUUCUUAGGGAUUACAUGUCUUGCUGAACCUGUCACCGUGACCGUCCAGACCGUUGAUGACGGCAUCCCGCGACGUGCCCGCGCUCCAACGCUUUCACCAUUAUGACACAAUCACGUGGGACGCAAGGAGCAACAGAUUUGACACACCAAAUGUGGUUUCUCAUUGUGGUUUUCAAAUCAUCUACUUCUCUCCCGCCCCCACCUCCCCUUCUCUCUUUUCCUCCUGCCAUGCAUUCAUGGUAUCCUCGUCUCGUUCUUUGCCACAUUCCCUUGGACUCCGUAUGCGUUUGCGGAAAGUCAUCCGUAGAUAGACCCGCGGAAAUUCCUAAACUCGACAAACACAAGAAAAAGAAAAGAAUAAGAAAGAAAGAAAAAAACUAUGCCGGUGUCCUUUUUGGGGGGGAGGGGGGAAUGGAAAAAACCGACAUCGGCAACUGUCAUCUCUCCAAGCAACCCAGUCCCCGUGGGGAAAAGAGCCCCCGCGAAAAACCAGUGUACCAAAUCCCCCCGGCUGUCCAUAAACUCCCUGGUCCUAAACGUUGGCGCACCCGAAAACGACCGCAGGGUGUGCAAAGAUGGCCGAACUCCCGUUUCCUUGCCCGUCCAUGUCCAAAUAGUCAGGAUUUGCUUCCCACCUUUCCGUUCCAAUAUUCGCGCUCGGAAGAUGCGCUUCUAGAUUACACAUUUCGGUUUAUGGUUGUAAAGUACGUUCGUUUGCAAAGUGCUCGCGUGGCGGUAUCAUUCGCCAGCUAACCACUCGCUACGCGCUGGAUUUAAUAAAAGGCUUGAAAAUGACAAAAGAAAUGCCGGUUUGGCGAUCGAUAAGCUUCUGGAGCUUGCCGUGCUCGACGAGUUAGAUAGGAUCGGAUGCACGUCUCAUUGGAAUCGUCGGCGGUGUUCGCAAGUGUUUUCCAUAAUAAUACCUGCCACCUAUAUCCCGCUUUUGUUGUCCAAGAUGACGCGGACGCAAUGCUUGCAGAUGUCGUUCCAACAUUCA
This is a messenger RNA of Colletotrichum navitas, 1023 nucleotides long. RefSeq lists its product as uncharacterized. Lineage: Eukaryota; Fungi; Ascomycota; Sordariomycetes; Glomerellales; Glomerellaceae. The transcript has a single exon. The record is from RefSeq and is a predicted model, not a curated record. The coding region runs from base 129 to 779 and encodes 216 amino acids.